AUGGAUACCCCUCCCCUAGAUGUUGCAGAAAUACCCUUUGUUGUUCAACCGCGAACACCCGGCUUUUACGCAGUUCUCGCUCUUGUUGUUAUACCCCUAUGGUCUGUUACACCUCUCUCAUGGAUAUUUGUCAUAUACUCGCUACGCUCUGGUCUCAUUUGGACGUAUACAUGGUUGAGACGCGCUUGCUUCUUGCUUGCACUCUGUGAGGUUUUAUUCAGUAUAUAUCAUUUUUACCUAGUAAAACAAGUGUCGAGUCCGUCCCCGAAUGCCCCGGGUAACACUGCCGAAGUACAGGUCGCAUUUACUCGAGUGUUGAAGGCGGGCCUUGCUAGACUGCCCGAAAAUGGCUUUGACGAGGAAUCUCUGGAUGUCGACAGGCCUGGCAGUCCCGCCGAAGAUAUUGUCAAGCUUGCUGCUCAGGACCCUGUAGCCAUUGACUUCCGGAAUUGCACCAGGAAUUGGUUUCGCAAGGCAACCUGGUCUUCAAUCCGGAAAGAGGAGAUGUAUGCUUGGCUGUAUUGGUCCAUAUUUAACGCCGCGUGUCCCCCCACUGACCAACUUUCGCGUGGACACCGUGCAAUUCUGGACGACGCACUAAAGCUACUCGAGAUGCGCUCGGGUAAUGCCAUUUCCGAAGGUUUCAAUACUAAUUCCAAGCCGAUCCUAUUAACCUUGGACAAAGUGAAUGUGACGUGGAGACCAUUUUUCUGGUAUGUUUUCGUGUUCGCCAGCAACCAGUCCAUGAAAGCUUGGCUUCGCAACACAUGGGGGGCAACUUUUGGAUGUUACAAUGGUUUAGAGUUUUGUAUCCGCGUACCACCAUCGUGGGAUGCCGCCUCUGGUCCUGCUCCCAUACUAUUCCUCCAUGGAUUGGGUCUGGGGCUUACUCAAUACCAACUGACUCUUCGCGAGCUUCUGAAUUCCUUCCCGGACCGCCCACUCCUCAUCCCUUUGCAACCGCACAUUAGCCAAGACAUUUUCCACGGUCGUUUCCUGAAGCCUACGAACCGUCACCAAACCGCUGAAUCUCUGGCUGGUUUACUGAGGAAACUGGGCUGGGUGCCGGGGAUUGAUGAUGAGUCUGACAUGGAGCAGGACGGCAAGAAAGAAGUCAGUGCCAGAGGGGGCAUAACCGUCUUUAGCCAUUCCAAUGGCUCGUACGUACACGCCUGGCUGCUCAAGGCUUAUCCAGAGAUUGUAGCAAAAUCAUGUUUUGUGGACCCUGUUACCUUUUGCUCUUGGGAAGGAGACGUCUGCUAUAACUUCCUAUACAGUCGCUGUAGUACGGCCCUCGAACUUGUCAUGCGCUACUUUGUUGGAACGGAGCUUGGUGUUGCCAAUACACUGCAACGCCACUUUGAUUGGACGUCGAACUCGCUUUGGUAUGAGGAAAUUCCCAAUGCACGCGACCCAACCAAGACUUUGUUCGUUCUUGGAGGGAAGGAUGCAAUCGUGAACGCGGAGCGUGUCAAGAAGUAUCUCCAAUCCCAUGGUGUACGCAAAGGCCUAUUUUACGACCCAGAAGGCGGGCAUGGGCAUGCUCUUGUUCCAGGAGGGGAGGGACAUUCUCUGAUUUUUGAGUGGCUCGCUACAUGA
Molecule: messenger RNA, 1599 nt
Organism: Coniophora puteana RWD-64-598 SS2
Lineage: Eukaryota; Fungi; Basidiomycota; Agaricomycetes; Boletales; Coniophoraceae
Exons: 8
Coding region: 1-1599 (532 amino acids)
Source: RefSeq, a predicted model, not a curated record